This is a messenger RNA of Dufourea novaeangliae, 1389 nucleotides long. RefSeq names its product general transcriptional corepressor trfA (gene net). Gene Ontology annotation, molecular function: protein dimerization activity. NCBI's taxonomy places the organism in Eukaryota, Metazoa, Arthropoda, Insecta, Hymenoptera, Halictidae. The transcript has 3 exons. Bases 4 to 1200 code for a protein of 398 amino acids. The record is from RefSeq and is a predicted model, not a curated record.
AAAAUGGCCCGUCACGUGGUGGAAUCGACAUCCGAGCUGUCCGCUUUCAUGAAAGCCGGAGUGAUGGCCGGUUCGGAGAGGGACGCCGGUUUUUCCAGCGGAGCGGACGAAGACGAUAUGUCCGGUUUACACUCGCCGAGCGCGUCCGAGGACAGCCUCGAGGUGCAAGUGACACCGAUAUCGUUGCGGAACAAGAGGAAGCUGGCCGAACCCCGAAAGAUUCAAGAACCAAGUACAGCCCCGUUGAAGAAACGACGUUUCGAACGUGUCGAAGAAACGACGGUGAUCCCAGAGGACGAAGAGUCCAGAACUGCUAGUUCACCGGGUCCUUUCCGACCGUGGAGCAGCUCGACCAAAAGCGUCGAUUCGACAAUAACAGGUAGUUCGAUGCCAACCGCGGAAAAACGUGCAACGAUCCCCCGUCUGGUCGGGUUCGCAACGUUGGAACACGAGGAAAAGGACUUUCAAACGCGACGGGUGGAAUCACAUCGACCAGAGGAUCUGCCGAUCACCGCAAGACAGCGGCAUUCCGCGCAGACCCGUUCGACUCGCGUCGAUAAAUCGGACGCAACGAUUGAAGUUCGGAAACAUCAAUUCGAAAAAUCGACAACGAUCCCACCGUGCAACGGCGCGAACGAACGGGUCGACACGGUCCCAACGAUACAAGCGACGACCCCGCACCCAAGACUGCAAGAGGAACCGUUGUCGCUGGUCCUGAGAGGUGAGAUAACCAGCAGGGUACCACCGCAUCCGGCUGUGAACGGAAGCUACGAAAGACCGUGUCAGUUCCCGGUAGAACACGCGAACGUAUCGUCCUCGUUGUCAUCGUCCUCGUCAUCCUCGUCUUCCUCCUCAUCCUCGACCUCCUCUUCAUCGUCGACGUCCUUGUCGACGUCCUCGUUGCUCGAUCAUCGACAGAAUCAUCAACAGAGCAGCAGCAACGGCGACACAACGAGGGUACACACGAUCAGCGCCGCGUUCGACACGCUUAGACGAGCUAUACCCGCUUACUCGCACAAUCAAAAGCUGUCAAAGCUGUCCGUGCUGAGGAUCGCCUGCAGCUACAUCAUGACCCUCGGCAAGAUCGUCGACACACCGGACGGCGAGUCCGCGAAUUGCCCGUCGUUGGGGGCCUGCGUGGAUCUCGUGUCGAGGACAAUCCAAACGGAGGGUAAGCUUAGGAAGAGGAAAGAAGACUGAAGAGAGAGAACCUACCAUCAUCCCCCUUGUACAUCCACACACAACGUACAAAUUAACGCCGAAUAUACUGGGGCGCGACACGCUGUCGCAGCAGGAGCAUCAUCCUUGAGGGCGUCGAUCGUCGAUAAAAACCAGUGUCCCUGUUCCUCGAGGCGCGUCUCCAACCCCCUAUCCCGUUUGGAUUUACCG